This is a messenger RNA of Rhagoletis pomonella (apple maggot), 6322 nucleotides long. RefSeq names its product E3 ubiquitin-protein ligase Topors (gene Topors). Gene Ontology annotation, molecular function: ubiquitin protein ligase activity; metal ion binding. The transcript is spliced from 4 exons. The record is from RefSeq and is a predicted model, not a curated record. The coding region runs from base 663 to 4229 and encodes 1188 amino acids. Lineage: Eukaryota; Metazoa; Arthropoda; Insecta; Diptera; Tephritidae. Gene Ontology annotation, biological process: protein monoubiquitination; protein polyubiquitination.
GAACAAAGCUGUACCAUCCAUUCGCCUAUUCCACAGAAACGGAUCGACUGAAGUUACAAAGUUUUAGAGAACAGUGCGAAAAACAUUACAAUUAUCCAAUUGAGUAUUGAUUUUCGCCUUACUAUAAAGCAGAAAUGUAAUAUUUGUUGUCUGAAGGAGUUUGUACAUAAAGAAAUUUACAUAUUUUGACACGGAAGGUUUGGAAUAUGGUCUUUGAAAAACGUGAAAAUUUGCAGCGGAUAUCGAGAUUAUUCAUUUGGUGCAAAUGGUCGGAGAGUGAGAGAAACGCGAAGAAAAUACGAAUUACACCAAUAACAAAUUUAAAAAAAUUAAAAGUAUGAGGUAAAAAUUAUUUAAAGCGUUUAAAACAUCCCGAUAAGUAAUUAAAGCCGAAAUAAAUACGUAUUUGAAAUUAAAAAUAUAUCGAUCAAGUCUGAACAGUUUUAUCCCGGACAUUUUGUGAGAAAAUAUCAAGCCCCCAACAAUACACUCACAAUUAUAAUUGUUAUUGUAGCCGAUGGUCUAGCGCGAGUCUUUCAAGUUCACAUACAAGCAGAGCCCUUUCAUCAAAUAUUCCAAUAGCAAAUUUUCUGUAGUUUCCGGUAAUAAUUCGGGACAUUUAGGUAUUUUACAAAUAAACGACUAAAACUCCAAAAAUCAAGAUGUCUACCCCAGCAGUUGCUGAGGGUAGGAUUGGUGGUGAUUCUGGUGAUAAUUACAUGAAUUUGUCCAGCAACGUGCGAUCGGCGACAGCUGGUGAUUCUAGUGCACGCACAUCGGCUAUGUCUACUAGUAGCUCCCGGCGUGGGCGAUCAAAUGUUGCCCGAGUAAGCCAAGUAACUGAAGAAAGUGUUGAAAAUGAUGCAGGAGACGCACAAAAUGCUGUAAGCUCCACAUCAGGAGCCAUCGAAAAUACACCAGAUAAUGGGCAUGGCGUACCGGUGCCCGCUGAAGAUAUAAAUUUACAUCGAACAUUGACACCUUUAAUGCGUAUAAAAUUAUCUGAGCUUACGACAAGCAGUAGCGACACUGAAGGAGAGGAGGUCCAUCAGGGUACUGCCGAAGAUGGCGCGGCUGGAAAUGGUGAUAGCCGGCGUGCAGUCUCACCCCCACCUAAUUGUGCAAUUUGUUUGGGUCGUUGUAAGAAUAAAUGUUUCACAGAUUCUUGUAUGCAUCAGUUUUGUUUCAAGUGCCUCUGUGAAUGGAGCAAGGUAAAACCAGAGUGUCCCCUUUGCAAGCAAACCUUCAAAUCUAUCAUACACAAUGUUAAAUCGAUUGACCAAUUCGAGGAGUAUCAUGUGCAGCCGCCCACCGUACAAAUUCCACAUCGUCCAAUGGAGGUCACCAUACGAAGUUUGCCAUAUAUUUUUGAUGCUGUCGUCGUGGAAGGGCAUGACUGGGAGUUACCUCGUCGUAGAAAUUCUGCUCAUCGCAUCCGUCCCGCUAGCAGUGGCAUAUUUUAUCCCUCUGAAGCCUCAGCCAAUGGAGAGCAUGGUAGCAGUUCGAAUGGAGCCAGCAUGUAUAAUCACCUUGUUUACCGUAAUGAACUUCUGGAUAUGUAUCGCCAGGAAGCACCAGAUGCCAUAGCAACCAGUGGCACAUUGAGUCAACUAUGGCGCCGUUUUAUAUACGAUAGACGUCUCUUUGCAUUACCAGUUUGUGAUAUAACCGGACGAUUCCGAGAAAGUACAGCCAGGUUCUACAGGGAUAAUCCUGCACAAGUACAUCGGCUAAUGCCAUGGAUUAAUCGUGACAUUGUGUGUUUGCUGCGCAAUACUGAACAUGAUGUUUCAUCGUUACUAGAACGCAUCAAUGAAAGCCUUCUGCAGACCAACAUUCUAUCGCCUGCAUUCCGUCGACGUCUACAACCUUAUCUCGGUACAAAAACUUCACACUUCAUUCAUGAGCUUAACAAUUUUGCACGUUCUCCGUAUGAUAUGAUUGGUUAUGACAGAGCAGUUCACUAUUUGCCACAAGCUCCCGAAGAGAUCGUCAUAGAAUUCUCGUCAUCCGCAUCGUCUGAUGACGAAAAUGCAUCGAAUGAUAAUGAACGUAGUACACGUAGCCGCAAUUCUCGAGUUCGAAAUGAUGGUGAAUUUCGCGUGCUAUCACGGUCGGGCAACUCUUCCGUAUCUGGUUCAGUUGGGGCGUUGCUUUCCUUUACGGUUAGCACUACCUCAGAGGGUACAGAAGCGCCCGGCGUUACAGUGUCCAUAAAUGGCCGCAGUGGACAAUCAGCUGCAAUUAAUUUAAGUACACAUAAUCGCGUAAGUAGCGAUAUCAUAGAUCUAGAUGAUUCUGAGGUACCAUAUGAGGGGGGAACUUCGCGUGCAACAAACGACCCUGGCUCCUCAACAUCGGCAGCAGCACCAACAUCUGCAAACGAAGAAAUGGCAUCUACGAGUGCAGCUGCUAACAGACCUUUACCCACCGUUACAGAAAAUAUUGAACUCACUUCGAGUAGCAGUGAUGAAUGUGAGUUUGUAUUGGAGCGCAAACCACCACAUCUCCGAACUCCCGAACUUGUGAGCCUGAAUUCGGAAAGCGAUUCUGAUGUGGUAUUCGUUGAGGAGUCAAAACCUCGGCGUAAAUCAACUUAUCUGAGUAGCGCUGCUGAAGAUCAGGAAGAGUGUGAGAACUCUAAUAAAAAGUCAACAAAUCAAAAUCCUACAGUAGCAGAAGGAUCUGCGCAAGCUUCUGCCGAUCGCGAGGAACUAUAUAAUAUUGGUGCUAGUACCUCGACAGGCCUCCGUUCAUCUGGUGCCGGACGAGGCAUAAAAGAGAUGUAUGAGCGUUCACGGCGCAGCGUAUCAACUCGCCGCAAACGUAAUUUGCGAAGCAACAGGGCUAACGAUGAAGCGCAGGCGAAAACAUCGACCACUGUCCAUAGGGGCAAAAGAAUAUAUGAAAGUAGCUGUACGUCGUCUUAUUCAUCGUCAUGUACUAGUGACAGUGACGAUGAGGAUUUCAGCGUUCAAAGGCAACGUUCGAAAUCACGGCGAACCUCUAAAAGGGCGAAACCCACCAGAUCUAGAAGGAAAGUGGCAACACAACAAAACAACCGCAGGGGAAAUAGCCGUGGCCGCAACAGCACAAGUAGUCGUAAACGACAAGUUAGCUCGAGCACCAAUAAACAACAAAGCGAAGAUGCGAAACGCUUUAAAGUUGAGGCCAGGAGCUCAGACUCUGAAUAUUCGAGUGACGAUAGCCAAAGUUUAAUUCAACUCCAGCGCCGUUUGCAAGCGCUCAAAGAUAGGGAAAAACAAGGCGCUACAUUGGAAAAUAUUGAUAAAACCCUUUCCUACUUAAUCGAGUGCGACAGGGACAAUGAAUCAUCAAUUUCCACUGCAAAUGCCAAUAACAGCACCGAUCAAAUGCCAACUGGUUCACAGCAGCUGGAGAACGUUAUGCAGCCGGAUGAAUUUCAGGAUUUGAAGCCGAUGACGAAACAAGAAAAUUUCGAUAGUGAAUCCCAAAAUGAGAAUAGUGUACCAUCGGAUUGUGGACGGCAACGAUUGUUCGAGGCAGCGGAGGAAAGUUUAGAUGUUGCACAAAAUGUAUGUCCCACAUCCACAAACGAAUGCGAAGUAGCGGCUGCUAAUAUUGCAAUAGAAGAAGAAAACACAUUUUCUUCUACGGUAACGCAAACAACGACUGCCACCACAGUUACCACAACACCGGCAAAUAAUCGCUCGAUUUCGCGUGCUUCGGCAACAACCAACAAUACUAAUGACAAUGACAACGACAAUGGAAAUGAAAAUUGUAAUGAUAACGAUAAUUACAACACCUCUGAAACUUCAUCAACGUCCUCAUCUUCUACAGACACUUCGGUAUCGUCGCCUUCAUUAUUUUCAGCCUCUAGUGGCGGCGAAGAGGAAGACGGCGACGAUAAUGAUAGAAAUAAUGAUGAUAAUGACGAGGAUGGCAACUCCUUGGGACUACAGCAGUUGUUGGAUUCCGCAUCUCUGGGUGAUGCUUGGCUUGUGCACCAGCUUGGUAAUUCAGGGGCGGACAACGAGAUGGAGGUAUCCACGGCACAGCAUGCAAAUGACGAUGAAAACGGGAGUAAUGAUAGAUCAGACUUAUCACCGCAACAUGUAGAAGAAGAAGCACUUUCAUUGCCAGAUAUUGAAAAUGAUGUUGGUGGCAUUUUUUUGAACCAGCACGAUUCGAGCCUCGUUUUGCCAUUCAACUAUGAUGCCGAAGGGAGUCAAAGCGAUAAUGAGUGACAAAUAGAUGAAUUGUAAUGUUUACUAGAUUUUGAAUCUUUCCAAGGUCAAGAGGAAUAAUUAAAAUCCUUUGUUAAAUGAUUCGGUCUAAUCGCAGGAAUUCGAUUUGGUAUUUUUCUACAAGUACUACCCACAUAACUGUCGCAAGAAAUUCCAAAAUUACUGAGCAGAUUGUAUGUACGAUAUUUGAGACAAAAUAACUCCCUUGUAACACACACAAUGCGACUGUAGAUCAUAAAUUAUAGUUUUAAUGUUUUACUCUUAAGGAAGCAUAUUUUACAUAAAUAGUUUUUUGUUACGGUAUUUUUCUCCACUAAAACUGUUGGACUAUCAUGAUCUAAAAUAGUUGUAGUGGGGGAAAAAUUGGCUCGAUCUGUAAAAAUUUAUUACUUACCAGUGCUGUAUAAUUAAUUUUUAACUUACGUUGCUAAAAUGAGCAUAAUAUAAUAUAGGAAGAUGCCAAAAAGUUGGUUUUUUUAACGAAAAUCCAUGCGUUAUUAAGACACUAAACGCAAACCAACAGAGUGUCACCCACAUCGAGCGCAACUAGAGCAGAGUUCAUGCGAAUGUUAUACAAAGAGCAGAAUCUCAAAAUGCAGAAAUUUUAUAUGCCGGAUGCAUCGAGCUCAUGUGCGGUGUACGGGUAUGAGCAAGCGUGUUAGCAAGGAAUUAAAAAAAAAAAAAAUAUACUCUAAUUCUUAAGUUUAUUUGUCGUUAAUUAUAGAUGCGAGCGUAAUACUGAAUAAAAACUAAAUACAAAUGAUUCUACACUACGUAUGUUCAUCAAGUGUAAACAAUUGCGACGGCAAUACGUUGGUUAUUAUUUUAAGCGAAUUGGGACUAUACAUUUUGCUUAAUAUCUAAUGGUGUAGGAUCUUGCAUCUAAUAAUCUAUUUAGGGCAACUAAGUUAAUACCUGUCAGAUUGGGUUUUAUGCACUGUUAGAAUUAAAAUAGUUAUUUUUAAGUGAUUAUGGCUAUGUUCUGCUAAGCUUUCUCUGGGCAACAUCUUUCACGGGAAGUGAACAUUAUUGUAAGUCAUUCCAGCUACUCGUUUUUUUCCGAAAAAAAGAUUAUUAAUUAAAUGAAUUGCAACACAAAUACAUUAGUUGACUGGUCACCACGCCUCCAUGGCCAAGCUAUUAAAACACUAUUACAAAAUCAAACAAUUACAUUGGGAUCUUGAACCAUACAAACAAGUACAUAUGUUAAAUAAACUCUAAACAAAAACACUUAGAUUCUAAGUUGCAAGAAAUCGGAAUGUAAGAAGUUGUACAAAACCAAUGCACACAAAAUAUUCUGCAUACAAACAUACAUAUAUACACUUAGUUGUAAGGCACGUUAAAACACAAAGAAAACUACACUACAGUGAGACUCCAGACAUUUAAGUUUAGCAUAUAAUUUUACUUCAGUGGAAUAAUUAUUAGAUUUUUUAUUAAGAGUUGCUUAAAUGUAUUAUAUGUCGAUAAAUGACUAUAAUACUAAUAUAAACAUAUACAUACUAUGAAGGGUUAUAACGUAAAUUAUACACAAAAACCAAGUAUUUCCAUCAACAAAAAAAGUAAGACUCCUAAGAGAAACUUUCAUCUGUAUAUUCGAUUCGUAUGCGUUAAUAAAUGUAAGAAAAUAUCACAAAUAAUUGUAAAUUUUUUUCGUGGUUGUAGCGGCUUAGCACUUCAAAGAUCAGUUGAGAUCCUUAGCAGUCGCCUAGCUCAAAUAAUGGUCGGUCCAAAAACACACAGUUGCGAAGGGUUUACAUCAAAGAGCAAGGGCGGUUAGCGGAGUAGAUUUAAGUGGGCGGGUGAAAAAGUGGUUGGUAUCGUAUGGGGUUCCUUCACAAAUAUUUGGAACGAUUCUGGAAAGGUGCAGGUCGUAACUAUGACAGCGUGAUUCAGGCUGAAGAAGGUGUUGAAAACCUUUCGGGAAAUGAUCUUAAAAAUCUGUCGAUACACUUUUGGGUUCAAAGGUCGAAAUGCCUUCUGACGGAAGCAACCAAGUAGAAAUCGCUAGCAUGCACAGCGAUUGCUUCUGGUGACUAAAUGGUUGACAUCAGAAGGGGUAUUCACUAUCCGGUGCAUACUGUUUAGCAUGGUGC